AUGGCAUCCAGCCAACUCAGUACCGGCCAGUCUCCAGUUGCCACAGUUAAUUUAGGCGGGAUCAGAUAUGCUGCUGUGCCUCAUGUCAAUGUUGAGACAAACGACGACGUGUUCUCGUCACAGUUUCUCUCAGAUAUUAUCAUAAUACAGGGGGACUCACUAGCUCCUGGUCGGCUGGCAGAACAAUGGUCAACCCCAGUUGGAACCCCUAUUUCUGGUUCUUGGGUGCCGAAGACAAUCUUGCAGGUGAUGAAUACUUCGCGUGAAACUCCCGAUGGUCCCUACCUACUAAGCAAAGGGUUCCAACUGUCUCAAGCUUGGCGUUUAUACCCAGACAAGCAACGCAGCUUCAUCACGUCAUUCAUUCCAUUUGGAACCUCUGGCCCAGAACGCAACUCAUUCAAGCCACUCGAUAUCCGCUUGCAGGGAGUAUGGACGGCUAUUGCAGUUCCAAGCCGUCUCUACAGCAAGAAAUCACCCUCAAUGCCACUAGCUGGAAUGAGAUUUAGUGUCAAAGAUAAUUAUAAGAUAUCUGGCGUACCCACAACACAGUCCAACCGGGCUUGGUGUGAGUUAUACGAGGCGAAGCCCGAGACCGAAACUGCAGCUUAUGUAGAGAAACUCAUCAGUCUUGGCGCUGUAUUCGUAGGGAAGACGAAGAUGUGCUCGUUUGCGUCGUCUGAAGAAGCUACAGAUCAGUGGAUCGAUUUUCAUGCUCCGUUUAACCCACGGGGAGACGGGUACCAGAGCCCCUCGGGAAGCACGACGGGUGGUGGUACGAGUCUUGCUGCAUACGAUUGGCUUGACUACUCAAUUGGCACAGACACUACUGGGAGUAUAAGAUGGCCUGCCGCAUGGUGCGGCCUGUUUGGCCUCAGAACCACCUGGACACCCGAAGCUAUGGAAGGGGUUUACCCUGCCUGCAGAAGCAUUGCCGGCAUGCAGAUAAUCGUUGACAGAAGCAUAUCGAAUCCUGGAGCUUUGAUUACUGAUGAUCAUGUAAGGUACUUCUCUGUUUACCUCUUCCCAAUGGCGAAUGCUGAGCAACAGAAACUUGUUGAAGGCUUUGUGAGUGACCUUGAAUCGUAUUUAGGCGUGCAUGUAACGCGUAUGAGCAUCGCGGAGCGGUGGAAGGACUGCCCGCCGGGUGAGGCUGCUGGUAAGACAAUACAGGAAUUUAUUGACAAGGCUGCCUACAAUCCCUUCUACUAUGACGGUUAUCACGAGUACUCGGAAUUUCGCGAGGAAUAUGAAACCAAAUUUGGGAAGCCAGUAUAUGUUGGCCCCUACAUGCGGUGGAAAUGGGACCGUGACGCCGAGGUUGAUGUGUGUAUGAAAGAAAAGUCCUUACAGGAUGUCGAGGUCUAUCGACGAUACCCCUCUGCUCCCGUUGGCCCUUUUACGUGGAAUUACAUCGCCUCUAUCCAAGGCUUACCGCAACUUGUUGCUCCGAUCGGGAGCAUCCCCUACGAGUCAAGAGUGACUAAAGCUACCGAGCAACUUCCAGUUGUUGGAACCAUCAUCGGCGCAGCGGGUAGUGAUGCAAUGCUAGUCGAUAUCGUUCAAAAGGCCUUUGAGAAGAACAAUCGUCCCAGAAGUGUUCUGACUGGGAGAUUCAUGUUCUCAGAACCAAGUAAGCUUUGA
Messenger RNA from Xylaria bambusicola, 1644 nucleotides. Its product is annotated as putative amidase. Bases 1 to 1644 code for a protein of 547 amino acids. The transcript is spliced from 10 exons. The record is from RefSeq and is a predicted model, not a curated record. NCBI's taxonomy places the organism in Eukaryota, Fungi, Ascomycota, Sordariomycetes, Xylariales, Xylariaceae.